Anopheles coluzzii is the source of this 2009-nucleotide messenger RNA. Its product is annotated as pancreatic triacylglycerol lipase-like. Gene Ontology annotation, biological process: lipid metabolic process. NCBI's taxonomy places the organism in Eukaryota, Metazoa, Arthropoda, Insecta, Diptera, Culicidae. The record is from RefSeq and is a predicted model, not a curated record. The coding region runs from base 63 to 1028 and encodes 321 amino acids. The transcript is spliced from 4 exons. Gene Ontology annotation, molecular function: lipase activity.
ACUGCUUGGUCGAUGCUGUAGCAUUUGUGCUGUGACAUUGUCACGAAGAAGCAGCUAACGUAAUGGCUUCGCUCCGUAUCGUCGGAUGUGUUGUUGUGCUUCUAUUUGCUCUUGCCAUCGAUACGUCGGCAGUAUCGAGUUUCACAAAAGAGCUGAAUGAAGUCAAACUAUACUUCUUCUCACCAACGCUGAAGCAAGAGAUGGAUGUGGAAUCGUUCGUGACGCCACCGCAACUGGACCUACGUCGACAGCUGAAGGUUCUAAUCCAUGGCUGGAACGCCGAUCGCCACCACGUAUCGAUACUUCCGAUACGUACAGCAUACUUGGUGCAGGAUGCUCACAACUUACUGGUGGCCGAUUGGUCUCCCGUUUCCGUACUGCACUAUCCGACCGCUCGUGACCUGGUACUGCCGGUGGGGAACCAUCUAGGUAGCAUACUAGCACGCUUCAUGAAACGGUUAGGCAUCGAGCCUAGCCAGGUGCAUGUUAUCGGGCACAGUCUCGGUGCGCAUAUCGCUGGCAACGUGGGACGGUACUUGGGCGGAAAGGUACACCGAGUGACGGCACUGGAUCCGGCCGGGCCACUGUUUGCUCUAGAUUCGAAAGAUGCCGUCGGACCAGACACUGCUCAGUUCGUUGACGUGAUCCAUACCGACGGGAUGACGCUGGGCGAGAAUAUUGUUCGCGGACAUGCCGACUUUUUCCCGAACGGUGGCACUCCCCCACAGCCCGGUUGCGAAACGCUCGACGUUUUCACACUGCAUAGCUGCAGUCACGCGCGGUCCACCGGAUUCUUUGCGGAAUCAAUUCCGCUACCGAACAGCUUCGUAGCGUGCGCAUGCAGCCGGGAUGAAAUUUCGAGACAGGCCGAUAUCUGUUUGCCGGACGUUCGUGACACAUCCUCGCGUGAGUGUGUUGCGAUGGGAGAAGCACUUGAGCUCAGUGCCCGUGGAACAUUUUUCACUCGCACAUCGCGUGUGCCUCCGUUUGGACUGGGCAAUCACACGAUGAGUGCGUCCAGCAUCUAACAGAACAGUGACGCUAGUGACACGUGUCUUCAAUACGUUCGAGUGGCCGAUUUCAUAGAAGCAUCAUGUAACCAGAGACACGCACUCACAUAAACUCACAUAAACACACGUGCAAAGAACCAUCUCGUGUUUGUACACUGAACGCCGUAAACGUUGAACCACCGGUGCUUUGGAUAAUGCUUGGAAUAGAAACACAUUAGCUUCACCCGAGCUCAUCAUGUAGCUAAUGGAGGUAUUAUAUGCUUGUCAGGUUAUUUUCAUACCUUAACAAGACAUAAUGUUGUCAAUUUGACUCAUCAAUGAACCCUCGCAUGGUUUACAAUUUUUGUCUACCGCUUUCGUUGUUGUCGCGGAACAAACGUUUUUCAUACUUUUUAUUUAAAAAAAACAGUAAGAGCCCUGUGAGUUGCACACUUUUUGUGUGCUACAAAGUGCUUUAUUGAGAAAAGUUUAAAAAAAGUAUACAAAAAAUUUAUUAUUAUUAUCACUAACAAAUUAAUGUUUACAAAUGUAACAUUUUGACGAACCAUCUGAACACGUGUUGUAUUCCAGCCCAGCUCAAUUUGAAUUUCCUGUCUCAUUUUUUCAACGCUACUUCAGAUCUUACUAAGAGGUCCACGCGUAAUGCCGUUUCUCUAUGUCAAUUGUUUUACAAGUCGCGCAUCCCUUUGCUUUGUUCGUGAACAAAACAGAUUUUGGCUCAAAAGGCACCGGAUAGAUAGAAAGCCCAAACGGCAGUCAAACAAUUUCAUUGCCUUGAGAACAAUCAUCUUACCAGUCAACCAGUUGAGUAGCAACACUGAAAGCAAUAUUCUAUUCCCGGAAUUUUGUGUACUUCGCUAUGAAAUGGUUUGUAUGUGUGUGUGUGUGUCUGUGUGUAUAUUUCAAAGUGUGUCUGUAGCAGUGAUCCGGAAGUACCAUUAUGAUAAGAAAAAUAAAGCAGUAAGUUAACUUUACCUUACAAUCGAGCCGUCACUACAA